This is a messenger RNA of Drosophila ananassae, 1605 nucleotides long. It is a transcript of the gene holn1, whose product is annotated as CD2 antigen cytoplasmic tail-binding protein 2 homolog. The record is from RefSeq and is a predicted model, not a curated record. Lineage: Eukaryota; Metazoa; Arthropoda; Insecta; Diptera; Drosophilidae. Gene Ontology annotation, cellular component: U5 snRNP. The transcript has 3 exons. Gene Ontology annotation, molecular function: protein binding. Bases 126 to 1088 code for a protein of 320 amino acids.
AACCCGCUUCACUUGCCAUUUAUCGAUAUAUUCCGGUUUCACCAUCCCUAGGUUGGAUUGAAUCAAUAAACGCGGAAAAUAAAAAUAUUUACAUUCUUUACGAGCUUGUUUAUAGUUUCUGAAAUAUGGCUAGCAAAAGAAAACAUCCUUCGUCGAGCAAAGUCCAGGAUGAGUCCGUUAAAAAGCACACGCUUGACUCAGAUGAAGAGGACUCCGACGACUACGAGAGGGAAUAUCUAAAUGAUAGUGAUAUUGAGGGAGGAGAAGAGGGCAUUGCGAAAGUUGAAGAUGAUGUGAAGGUAACGCCUUUCAACAUGAAGGAAGAACUGGAGGAAGGCCAUUUCGACAAGGAUGGGCACUAUCAUUGGAACAAGGAGACCGAGGCCAAAGACAAUUGGUUGGACAACAUUGAUUGGAUGAAGAUCGACCAACAGAAGAACGCCUUCGAUCCAGCUAAAGACAACCAGGAUUCUAAUUCCUCGGAUGAUGCGCUUGUACCUGCGGAAAAUGCCUUUAACUUGUCAGCGAAUUUGACAAAAAUGUUGGAGUAUAUGAAAGAAGGAGAAACUGUUAAAAUGACACUACAGCGACUAGGAAGCCAGCGGCCAGUUCUAACCACUUUGCAAAGAAUUAAGCAAAAGAAAGCUGGAAUUGUUGAUACCAAGACACAGGAAAUAUCCAAGCUAACCGAACUGGCCAACGAGAUACUCUCGAAAACCGGUAACAUGGACAUUUAUGAAGAGACCUAUGAGGGUAUCAAGGCAAAGAUAGCUGAUCUUCCUGGCACAAGUAAACCUAAAGCUGCCGAUGAUAUUGACAUGUAUGCUGAUGACUUUGAAUCAAAAGAGUUGGAGCGAUCCAAAGUCCCCACCGCUACAUCUACCCAAACAAUUUCUGCUCCCACGGAGAUAACGUGGGAGUUUAAAUGGACACAAAAUGAGGAAGAAAUUCAAGGUCCAUAUAGCACUGAGAAAAUGCUGAAGUGGUCCAAGGGAGAUUAUUUCAAAAGUGGAGUUUACGUUCGAAAAUGUGGCGAAAAUACAAACUUCUAUUCUAGUAACCGAAUAGACUUUGAUUUGUAUUUGUAGAGCUCAACAUGAAAUUGAAAAAUUUACUUUAGAUUCCCUGUACUAAAAAUAAAGAUUCAAAUUAUAUUAUUUUUGUGACAUAAAUUUAAAAAACAAAUAUGAAACGAUAGUCUAAACUUGAACAUUGUACUAACUAUCGAUAGGACUCACGGCAGAUUGAUUCCACCUCUAGCUGAAAAUUGUUUUAUGUUUAAUUAAGGUCUGAUAGUUCGGGUAUUAUCUGGUGUUAUGAGCUUUAAGUAAAACCAUAGUCGUUGGCGUCACCCAAGGACUUCGGCCCCUGUACAUUUGUUGUGAAAUUUACACACCACGUGCAAGAAAAACCUAUUAGUUUGUGCUUCUGUGUGGAAGCCCCAAUACCUUGUCAGUGGGUUCAACGGAGAAAAUAUUGUUUUGGAUCAGCCGCAACAUUUGCCAUAAUGACAACAAAGCACAUUUACUCCACGACCAAUUUAUCGGAUUUGCAGUUAAAGGAGCAAGGAAACUGCCUGUUCGCAGCUCGCAAAUAUGACGACGC